This is a messenger RNA of Lodderomyces beijingensis, 2151 nucleotides long. The record is from the annotation of a GenBank genome assembly. Lineage: Eukaryota; Fungi; Ascomycota; Pichiomycetes; Serinales; Debaryomycetaceae.
AUGCCAAAGAGAAACUAUAAGAAAAACACAAAGGGGAAAGGUUUUGACAAGAGGCAGAGUGUUGAAGUCAAGGAAGGAUGGACGGAUGCGCCCAGAGACAGCGAAGUUUGGGAGAAAUACUACAAGACAUUGAACCUCAUACCUGAGGAGGAAUGGGAUACAUUCAAACAAACCUGUCAAACUAACCUACCAAUGACCUUCAGAAUCACCGGCAGUCGGAAACACGCAGAGGAGAUUAGAAACAUCUUUCUCGAGAGACACGUGAGCAAACUCGAGGGGAAAACUUUCGAAGGCACGGAUAUAACACCAAAGAACAUUGCGUUUUAUCCAGACAAACUCGGAUGGCAGAUCGAUGUCAGUAAGCAAGUCAUCAAAAAGCAAAAGGACUUUGCCAAAACUCAGAGGUUCCUCGUGUUGGAAACUGAAGUGGGCAAUAUCAGUCGACAGGAGGCCGUGUCCAUGAUCCCACCUUUGCUUUUGGACGUCAAGCCCGAACAUUAUGUGUUGGACUUGUGUGCUGCGCCAGGGUCCAAAACGGCUCAGCUCGUGGAAGCAUUGCACGCCAACGACGAGCAAAGCUUACCCACGGGAUUUGUCUUGGCCAACGAUGCCGAUUACAAACGAAGCCACAUGUUGGUGCACCAGAUCAAGAGAUUGAACUCGCCAAAUUUCUUGGUUGUCAAUCAUGAUGCCCAGUUGUUCCCACGAAUAAAGCUCAACGGCCACACUGAAAACCUCAAGUUUGAUAGAAUCCUUUGUGACGUGCCGUGUUCUGGUGACGCCACCAUGAGAAAGAAUUUCAACGUUUGGAAGGAUUUCCGGGUAGGGAAUGCCCUUGGUUUACACCCCUUGCAGUGCAACAUCUUGAAUCGUGGGUUGCAAUUGUUGAAGAAUGGAGGCAGACUUGUUUACUCGACGUGUUCCUUGUCUCCAGUUGAAAAUGAGGCCGUUGUCGCGGACGCGUUGCGCAAGUGGGGGAACAAAGUCAAAUUGGUCAAUGUCGAUGACGAAUUACCGGGCUUGAAGAGACGCCAAGGUGUCGCUGAUUGGAAGGUUUUCGGUAAGGAUAUGGAGAUUAAGGAAAAAGGUGAUGUCUGCGAUUUGCCAGAAUCCGUGUUCCCACCCACGCACGAAGAGGCGGAAAGAUUCCACUUGGAGAAUUGCGUCAGAGUAUAUCCACAUUUGCAAAACACUGGUGGGUUUUUCAUUACUGUUUUUGAGAAGAUAAUAGAUAACGAAAAGGAAACCGGCAAGAGACCAGCUGAGGUAACAACCAACGCUCAAGAAGCUAAAAAACAAAAGGUAGAUGAUGUUAAGGAAAUGGAACCAUCCCAAGAGGUGGAGGCUACUCCAGCUCCAGUCUCAGCUUCAAUUUCGGCAGAGGAAGGGUCAGUUGCAGAAACCGAACCAGAGCAGAGGAAAGAAAGACUUCCAAGAGACGCAAACGAAGAACCUUUUAUCUUCCUCGACCCAAACACUCAAGUCUUGAAAGACUGUUUCCCAUUCUAUGGAUUUUCCGACCUGUUCCAUAGAGACUGUACCCUCGUGAGAAAUGCCACCGGUGAGCCGUUAAGAACAGUCUACUACACAUCACCAAUUAUAAAAGAGCUCCUCACCAUAAAGGAACAGAAAUUAAAGCUAGUCCACGGCGGUAUCAAGCUCUUUGUGUCGCAAAGAAGUGAUGUCGGGUGCCCAUGGCGUGUUCAAUCGGAAGCUUUGCACACCAUUGAGCAUUUUGUUGGCAAGGAGAGACGCUUAAAGUGCAACUUGGAGCUAUUGAGGUAUUUGUUUGUCACGGGAUUCCCCAAGAUUGAAGAUAUCAAGGCAAAAGGAAUCGAUCCCGAAUUCACCGAGGGGAUUGAGAAAAUGGACGAAGGAUGCUUGUUCUUGGAAGUUGAACGUGGAGAUGGUUUGGAAGGAUUGUUUUUACCACUUUGGAAAGGCAAAAGCAACACCAAUCUCAUGGUGAGCAAGAAAGACACUCACGAGUUGCUCUCUCGUGUUUUCGACAUUGACACCUUGGCCAAGGACGAAGGUAAGGAAAUGGCACAUCAAAAGAAAGUCGAAGAAGCUAGAAAGGAGCAACAAAUCCAGGAUGAAAAGGAAAAAACCACCACCGAAGUGGAACAACCGGAGGAAGUCCACACCUAG